GGACUACGUGUCACAACCAUGAAUGUCAUCAGUGCUUUGGCUGCACUGGCUGGGAUUAUUUUCACUAUCAUCAGCUUCACGCAGCAACACAAGUUCUGUGAGAUGCCUUCCCUGGAAGGAUCCUGUGUUGUAGGUAGAACACUUCUUGUUGGGAUUUUGUCAGUCAUUUUAAUCAUCAGCAUAGCAGAGCUCAGCAUCUCUGUGACUGUCGCAUCCUUUCGAAGCAACUGCUGGACACAUUCAGAUAAGUUAAGAGUCUCAAGAGGUCCUUUGUCUCCCCAAAGCAAAUCACAGCCAAGUGAUAAAGCUCAUGAUAGUUACUACACACCUCUUAUACCUAUUCCAGAUGAACACCAGGACAGUAUCCCUCCACCUUUCAAGUUGUCACAGGAAGAAGAGAUGAAAUCUCCACCUUCCACAUUAGAAGCAAGUUCCUCAAAAAAUCCUAUAUUCACUCAAGGAAACAGUACAACAGAACAGCUGGAUGAUAAAGAAUUAAAAUCUGCUACUGCACAACCCUCUGAAAUGCAAACCCAACUGCUUCAGGACCAAGCCUCGCCACUCCAAGCUGUACCAAACUCAUAUGAAAGAAAACUCUUAGCUUUGCUACCCAAUGACGUUAUAUCCUAUGCACCACUGAUACGAACCCUGCUAACACAAGCCUUGCAAUCUGAACCUCCAUCAUCCCAUUUCGAACAGUUAUAUGACCUGACAUCUGAAGACUUGCCCUCUCAAGACAUACCUUCUCAAGACAAACUAUCCCAAGACAUUCCAAUUGAAGACAGUCCAUCCCAAGACAUACCAUCCCAAGAAAUUCCAAUUGAAAACAUUUCAUCCAAAGAUAUUUCAUCCAAGAACAUAUCAUCUCAAGACAUGACAUCCCAAGAAACUCCAACCAAAGACAUUUUAUCCCAAGACACACCAUCCCAAAACACACUAUUCCAAGACACACCAUCCCACAACACACCAUCCCAACACAUUCCAAUGCAAGACAUUUCAUCCUCAAAUACAACACUCCAAGAUACACUGUCCCAACACAUUCCAAUGCAAGAUAUUCCAUCCCAAAACAUACCACUCCAAGACACACCACCUCAAGACAUUUCUACCCAAGACGUUUUAUCCCCCAAAACACCAUCUCAAGACAUUCCAGCCCAAGACAUUUCAUCCCAAGACAAACCAUCUCAAGACAUUACAACCCAAGACAUUCCAUCCCAAGACACACCAUCCCAAAACACACCAUCUCAAGAUGCAUCAUAUCAGUAUAUGCCAUUGCAAAACACAUCAUCCAAAGAUGUGCCAUGCCAAGAUCUUCAAUCACAAAGCCAAGAGUUUCCAGAAAUAAUAUAUCAAGACAUUCAAUCAGAAGUCAUGGAACUGACCCAAGAAUGGAAAUCUGAGAAGAAACCCCAUGGCUUAAAAUCCCCAAGAAGACUAUCUUUAGAGCUGCAAAACAAAGAUGGGAAAUCUCCAAGAAGACAUUCCUUAGACCUGCCAAGAAAACAUAAGCAAUCCCAAAAGCGAUAUUCCUUAGACCUACCAAGCAAAUCUCCAAGACGAAAUUCUCUAGACAAAAAACUCAAAGCCUGGCUAUUCCCAAAGAAGCACUCCAUAGAUAAGCAAACACAAUAUAAUCAAAGCUCAAAGCAACUCCCUGAUCAGCAAGCUGAAGAUCAAGAGGACAAAGGGGAACAAUCCGAAAACGAUCAAUAUGAAGACCAAGAGGCCAUAGAAGAGCAAUCCCCAAAGGCACAAUCUGAAGGUGGAGAAGAUAAAGAUCAGCAGGCUAACAAUGAGCAAUCCCCAAAGAAACAAAUCCAUGAUCAGCAAGCUGCAGACCAGCAGGCCGAAGAAGAGAAACCCUCAAAGGGACAAUUCCCCAAAUUGGCAAGUCAAACAACAACAAACUCAAGUGCAGAAAGCUCCAAAGCAGCUCUCUGA
This is a messenger RNA of Castor canadensis (American beaver), 1938 nucleotides long. The record is from RefSeq and is a predicted model, not a curated record. Lineage: Eukaryota; Metazoa; Chordata; Mammalia; Rodentia; Castoridae.